Molecule: messenger RNA, 2030 nt
Organism: Hemicordylus capensis (graceful crag lizard)
Lineage: Eukaryota; Metazoa; Chordata; Lepidosauria; Squamata; Cordylidae
Exons: 16
Coding region: 642-2030 (462 amino acids)
Cellular component (GO): cytoplasm
Source: RefSeq, a predicted model, not a curated record
CUUUGGCAAUUUAAUUUCUGUAACCAGGUAUCUUCUAAAGGAACAGGAGCAGGAUUGGUUAGAGAGUUGGCAACCCUGCCUGCUUGUGCCCCAUGCCCACCACUAGGCCCUGAGAAUUCUGCACUGGGGGUGGGGUGGGAGAUGGAGGGAGGAUAGAAAGGGCCAGUUCUGCCAAGUGGCACUUAUGUGGAGGAUGGGAAUUGCCCCCUCUUGAUGGCCUCUGCUCUGAGCAAAAGCUUGACCAGAUUGAGCAGGUGAAGCCAUUUCUAGCCUAAAGAGAUGGGAAACUGCUUCACUAGCUUAAGCUUUGCAUGUCAGGCAUCUGCUGAAGUCACAGGAGCAGGACCAGGUAGAGAGUUGGCAACCCUGCGGCUGUUGGUGCCUCGUGCCCACCACUGGGCCUGGGAGUUCCGCCAUCCUUGUUUAGAUCCAAAUAUGGCAGUUGCUGGAGGGGGGGUCCCCGGCCAGGAGUGUUUACCGGUUGCCAUGGCGCUGGGGUUCCGACGGAUCCUGAUGGGGCUGGAAGUUCCGCUGCGGCCUUCAAACUGUCUGGACUCGACCGUUGGCAGGAGGACUUUCUGGCCUCUCCUGCUGCUCACGGCAAAUUUCCGUCCCAUUUUGGCCGUGAGGGAGCGCAGAACAUGGCCUCAGGCAAGGAGUCCAGAGACAAGGGAGAAGGAGGCCCCUUACUCCGCGGCGUGGGCAGCCUUGAUGGGGCUACUCCUGUGGCUCCACUCAGUGACUUGCAGCCACAGGAGAUUAAUGAUGAGCGCUCCGUGACCGAAACCGGCAAAUGGUCACUGAAGUCAUUCUCGGACGGCUCCAGGAUCCAGCAUGUCAACAGUGGGAACGGGAUCCUGGAUGAAGCGGUUGCCAGCAGUUCCCAGAGGAGUGUCUUCACGGUUGAGGACGAUGGGUGGUUCCUGCAGACCAUUGCCACCGCAUGGUCUUGUGAGGGUGCCGACAUCCAAGAGGCCGAGAUCCCAGAGAUCAACACAAGGGAUCAGGAGCUGGACGUGGAGAGUUUCAUCAGUUCCCAGAGCGUCCAGAGGCCAAGCACCGUGCAGAGGAGGCUGCACAACACUGCUGCUGGUGAAGAGCCAUCCCUUGGAGAGAGUUCUUCCUUCCCGGGGGCCGAGACUCCGCAAGCCAGCGUGGAGGACGAGGGGUCGGAAGGGGACUGUGACACCAGUUCCCCCAGAGUCCCGGAGCCAAAGAAGUGGCUAAUAAAGAGGCUGCUGAACACUGAAGUGGUGGAAGACUCGUCCUCGGCAGAGUGCUCCUCUACGGACGAGGAUGACACCAUGUAUGACGUGAGCAGCAUCAAGGACGAGGUGUGGGACUCUCCACCGGCCCCCAGUUCGGCCAGGAACAUCGAAGGUGAAGAAGAAGGAAGAGGACAGCUGGCCCCAGAUUGGUUCUCCUCCAUCCAUCUGGGAGAGGGGAGAGCAACAAAGAAGAUUGGGGACGUCAUCCGGUGCAUGGAGUACGCCAGUGAGGUGGAGGAGAGGUUCCCCGAACUCCUGGUGGGCCUGGUGAACAAGAUCCUCACUGGCCUGCAGAACACCACCGAGGGAGUCGGGAACCGAGACAGCCAAGAUCUGCCUCCUGAGGAGACCUCGCAGAUUGUCCGGACCCUGCUGGAGAGGGUGGCACAGGUGACCCCAGAGAAGACCUGCUGGGAAUCCCUGUGUUCUCCACAGAGCUGCCUCCAGGGUGUGGCCCUCUUGGUGAGGGCUCUCCUACAGACACCAUCCUCCACAGUGGCCAGGCUGAAGGCAUACCUGGCUUCCCUCUUCAGCCUGGACAAAGAUCCAGAACAGCAUUCCCUUGCAGAGGUGGCCUUCUUUGUGGAGCUGCUCCUGAAAGACAAAGACUUUGCCGCCUUGGAGAAGACUUGGACGCUCCUGGUAGCGUGGCUAGUCCACCCCAGCCAGAACAUGCGCUACCUGAGCGAAAGGGGACUUCUCCAAAUCUAUGGAAAGCUGAAGGCGGCAGUGGAUGGAGGCCAAGCGGCAUCAGCCCCCUGA